CGGGCGAAUACUAGUUCAUAGUGCGUGGUACUACUGCACAUAAAAAAAGAUCGAGCUACCUCUCAGAUCUGACAAACGUGAUUAUUAUCAAAACACCGAACUGUUUUCUGAAUGGAUCGCAGCUACGGAACUCCAAGAUCUGUUGAUGCUGUCGAUCCUACUUCUUCGUAUGAUGCUUGGCCGACUUUACCAUCUACCCGGUCGAUAUCCGAAACAAGCUCGAGGUCUCGAUGCUUCUGCUGCCGCUUGAGACUAUCUUGGACAGCUGUCAGCGUGGUGGAGAUCGCUCUGAUGAUUGCCACUGUUGUAGCAUAUUAUUUCCUUCCCAAAAAUUUUCUUGAAAGAAUGUUACCGCCUGGAACACAAGUAACCGAAGUGUCAGAGUGGAUGAUGCGAACGGUCGGAAGUAUGGUUAGCGUGCAGAUUGUCCUUCUCAUUGGUGGGAUUGGCUGGGGCAAUGCAGUAACCAGGAAAAUCAUCUACUGGGGAAUGUUAACAGGAGACAUUCUGCUUGUCGCCAUCCAAGCAGCUUUUGUACACAGUAUGUCCACCUGGAAUGCAGUCAACUUGUCAAUAGUAGUUUUGGCAUCAACAUUUGCUCUCUUCAGGAUGAUAACACUGAUAUGUAAUCCAAGAUGGUGGCUCUGGGUCCCAGAACCUAACUUCUGAAGUUUGGUUUUACAUGAGACAGACAGAGUGAAACAAAGAACAUGAUUUUUACAGAUUAUGUGUAAUACCCAAAUUUUAUGAACUGCUGAAGUUGACAAUAUUCAUUCAGUUAUCUAAGGAGCUAUUUAUGACGAACAUUCUAACCCUUUACCUCCCAUAAGUGACCAGAAGAGACUUUAUCCUUACAAUUUCAAUACAAUAUCAACCAGAUAAGUGAUGAGAAUAAAGAAAAAUAUCAAUUUGGGGAUAAUUAGUUGAUCCAAUAUUAAAUUCUCUGAACUAACAUUAUGAGAAUUGUAUGGUUGACAGUAAGGAGAAUGAAAAAUUUGAUCUGGGAGUUAAAGGGUUAAGGAACUGUAAAAGUAGAUGCUAAUGAGACAAAAGUAGAUUGUGAGUGCCUUUCAAUUAAGUCACGUCAGGUACAAACAAGUUUUAUUGUGACAGAGGCAUCUGAAGUGGUGUAUCAGGGUGAAAUAUAAUGGAAGUUGUGUAGGAUUGAAUUCUGGUUGCAUUAAACUGCAAUUUUUUUUAUCCUUCUGAAAGGUUGGCACACUAUGUAGAUCAUAUCGCAGGAACAGUUUCCCUCGUGUGAUCUCCCAAUUUCGCCAAAAAUUUUGCCUAUUUCAGGCAUUUGGUUGUUAAUAUGGAGCAUGAUAAUAAAAUUAAAUAUACUAUGGUAAUGGCUGCGAGAAAAAAGUCGAAGGUUCAAUUUGGGUCCAUAAAAGGAUUGAGGUUUGGGUUCUUUAGGUGAUAGACAAAACCUCCUUCCUUUUCCGAGCUGAACCAAACCUCCUGCUUCUUUGCUCUGCCACUGCUAUUGUACUUUUAACUUUACCACUACACUCCAUUUUACUAACUGAAAGCCUCAUACAGGCCACCUGAAAUUUUGUUUCAUGGCAAAAUUCAGCAUGGUUGUAGAGAGUUUUUACACUGCUUUACACCCUCUCUACUGCAGAAACAGGACUGAAUCAAUUAAAAAUCUCUAUGUGAUAUUGAGAUUUUUAUUCACAUAUUGACCCAACCUUCAUGGAGCACAUUCUGCUCUUUUUCUGUUGCAUGUGUCUUUUGUGGAACAAGGAAAGAAGCUUGUCCCCUAUAUAGGGUACCAACCUUCUGUUAAGAUUUUGGUAAAAGUUUAACAUAAUGAACCAAUUAAAUUCAAGUAACCUCUUGACUUAUUUUGUAAAAUUGUAUCUUAAUUGCUCAGAGUGAUCAUUAUUUUACAAAGGAGCUAGUAUUUUUGGUACUAUGAAGAAUACUUUUUAUUUAUGUUUUAAUUAAAGUAGCACGUGUCAGUCCUUUUUAAUAAAUUAGGUCUGUCCUGAUAGCAAUAUUUUAACUGCGAAGUAUCACUUUUUCUGGUUUAGUAAGCUUUAAGGAAUGAUCUUUUGUCUUUUCAAACAAAGUAAGCAAUAAUGCCUAAGACUUUUGAUGACCAAUUCUUUCAUUUUGAUGUAGUUUUGGUGUAACUUUUUACUAGGAUCAUUAACAUCUUAGUACUGACCAGGUGAAGAUGUAUUUCAAAGCAAUUCAAAAGGCUGUUGUUCGGUUGUAUUACUGUCAUGUCCAUUAAAAAAAAUAUUGAAAUGUAAA
Molecule: messenger RNA, 2262 nt
Organism: Pocillopora verrucosa
Lineage: Eukaryota; Metazoa; Cnidaria; Anthozoa; Scleractinia; Pocilloporidae
Source: RefSeq, a predicted model, not a curated record